Chelmon rostratus (copperband butterflyfish) is the source of this 1894-nucleotide messenger RNA. Its product is annotated as P2Y purinoceptor 1-like. The coding region runs from base 59 to 1024 and encodes 321 amino acids. Gene Ontology annotation, biological process: G protein-coupled receptor signaling pathway. Gene Ontology annotation, molecular function: neuropeptide receptor activity. The transcript has a single exon. Gene Ontology annotation, cellular component: membrane. NCBI's taxonomy places the organism in Eukaryota, Metazoa, Chordata, Actinopteri, Chaetodontiformes, Chaetodontidae. The record is from RefSeq and is a predicted model, not a curated record.
GAAAACACCAUCACACUCACUGAGAGCAGGAACUGUACUAACUGCUGUCCAGGAGACAAUGAAAAACACUUCUUGUCCUCGGGUCAACUUUGACUUUGAACACAGAUUCCUGCCUCCUGUUUACAUGUUAGUAUUCAUCAUUGGUCUGGCAGCUAAUGGAUGGGGGCUGAAGACUUUGCUGCACAACUGGAAGAAACUAAAGAUCAUCAAUGUGUUUGUUCUUAACCUUGGACUCGCUGAUAUUUUGUACCUCCUCACACUCCCGUUUUUGGUGGUGUACUACUUCAUGAAGAGUCGAUGGAUCUUUGGAGAUACAUUCUGCAAGGUAACAAGAUUCUGCUUCAACCUGAAUUUAUAUGGCAGCAUUGGGUUCCUUACCUGUAUAAGUGUGUACAGGUACCUGGCCAUUGUCCAUCCAAUGAGAGUGAUGGGAAGAAUAACUGUCACCCACUCUGUGACUAUCUCAGUCAUGGUUUGGCUGUUGGUGAGUGUUCAAAGUCUUCCAGACAUGUUUUACCCCAAAACAUUUGGAAACACCACUGGAAAAUGCUACGAUACCACCAGUACGAUCCAUGUUGAGGAUUACCUGAAGUACAGCCUUGGAUGGACCCUCACUGGGUUUUGCAUCCCGUUCCUCAUCACAGCGGGCUGUUAUGGACAUGUGAUUGUUCUUCUCUGCCAAACAAAUACCAUUGACAAGGUACUGAAACAGAGAAGUCUGAAGUUGUUGUUCAUCUUGAUUCUUCUCUUCUCUGUUUGUUACAUCCCCUAUCAUGUACUCAAAAACCUCAACCUCUGGUCAAGAGUUCUGUCCAAACAGCGGAUUUGCCGUGGAUGGUCCAACGGAGUCUUCGUUGCUCGUCAGAUAAGUCGAGCCCUUGUGUGUCUGAACAGUGCUCUCAACCCUCUGGUUUACCUCCACGGAAAUGAAGAUAUUCCUGCUCAGCUCAGACAACUCGUCCAGCGAGCUCGUCAAGCUGUCAUGCAGCUGUCCAUCACCCCAUCUCAAGUGUAUCAGAGUUAAAAAUAACUAUCAUGAGUUUCUUCAAAAUUUAUUUGCUUUCCUUGUACAUAGUUUUGGAGCCACCUGGUGGAUUACUCGUGCAACAGCACAGAUAGGGUUUCCUCAUGCGCACUGUCGUUGACUCGGCAAAAAGGAAAUAUAUGCAGGCUGGAGGUGGGUGCAUGUGAGCGAUGUUGUGAUCGUUAGUUCUUUGUUUUAUGUUUUAAAAUUCUUUUUGCAACUGUCCGUGACCUACACCAUGACUAUAAACAAUACCAUAAUGUAGUGUGAAAUUUAGAGGCACUUCUGUGCACAUAUUUUAACUUUAUUCACGAGUAUCGUCGUGGCUAAAUGUAGUUAAUGCUAGUUAGCUAGCCAUGCACCAGCCGGCUUUUUCCUGGCCGUUAUGUCAUAUUAUUUCAUGAUUUUUGUCAUUUCUGUUACACAGCUUUCAAAGGCUACAGCUGUGCUGUCGAUGACCACUGUGUGCUGUUAAUUUUUCUUUGCCAGGUAGGCUUUGUUUAUUUGGGUUUCACAUAUUUUUAUUUCGUUCCAGUUUGUGACUUAUUGGGUUUUGUGUAAAAUUAAGACUUUUGUUGUAUUAUAAGGUACACAAAAUGUUUAUUUAGAAUAUAAGAGAAAAUAGCUCUUGGAUGCUCUGUAUAAGGUCAUAUUAUAUAAUAAUACCACUAUACGAUCAUAUGGUUUGCAGAAUGUAUAGAGAAAGACUGUAAUGACACUGUGGUGUAUAUGGGUGUUUAUACCAGUCUUUUAAAAAAAAGGAAAUAUAUGCAGGCUGGAGCUUUCAAAGGCUACAGCUGUGCUGUCGAUGACCACUGUGUGCUGUUAAUUUUUCUUUGCCAGCUCCAGAAAUAAAGGCAGUGCAAGAGC